Molecule: messenger RNA, 1894 nt
Organism: Odobenus rosmarus divergens (Pacific walrus)
Lineage: Eukaryota; Metazoa; Chordata; Mammalia; Carnivora; Odobenidae
Gene: ACTR5
Product: ARP5 actin-related protein 5 homolog (yeast)
Exons: 9
Coding region: 1-1848 (615 amino acids)
Biological process (GO): regulation of DNA-templated transcription
Cellular component (GO): Ino80 complex; cytoplasm
Source: RefSeq, a predicted model, not a curated record
AUGGCGGCGAUCGGUGCCGGUGGGCCGGUGGCGAAUGUCUACCCGUUCCGCGAUGCCCGGGCCGCGCCAGACCCAGUGCUGGAGGCCGGCCCGGGGGCACACGGGCCACUGCCGGUGCCACUCGUGCUGGACAACGGGUCGUUCCAGGCCCGCGCCGGCUGGGCAUGCCCCGGGCCGGACCCAGGCCCCGAACCGCGCCUGCAGUUCCGCGCAGUGUGCGCCCGCGGGCGUGGCGGGGCUCGGGGCGGGGCGGGCCCGCAGGUGGGAAACGCGCUGGGCAGCCUGGAGCCGCUGCGCUGGAUGCUGCGCUCACCCUUCGACCGCAACGUACCGGUCAACCUGGAGCUGCAGGAGCUGCUGCUGGACUACAGCUUCCAGCACCUGGGUGUCUCCUCACAGGGCUGUGUUGAUCAUCCCAUAGUUUUGACAGAAGCUGUGUGCAACCCACUGUAUUCUCGGCAAAUGAUGUCUGAGCUUCUUUUUGAGUGCUAUGGGAUUCCUAAGGUUGCCUAUGGAAUAGACAGCCUUUUCAGCUUCUACCACAAUAAGCCAAAGAACUUGAUUUCCAGUGGGCUCAUCAUUUCCUCUGGAUACCAGUGUACACAUAUUUUACCCAUCUUAGAAGGGAGGUUAGAUGCUAAAAACUGCAAACGCAUCAAUCUGGGAGGAAGCCAAGCAGCUGGCUACCUCCAGCGCCUCCUGCAGCUGAAGUAUCCUGGGCACCUGGCAGCCAUCACUCUCAGCCGCAUGGAGGAGAUCCUGCAUGAACACAGCUACGUUGCUGACGAUUAUGUGGGCGAACUGCAGAAAUGGCGGUGCCCUGAUUAUUACGAAAACAACGUCCACAAGAUGCAGCUCCCGUUUUCCAGCAAGCUCCUCGGCAGCACGCUGGGCUCGGAGGAGAAGCAGGAACGGCGGCAGCAGCAGCUGCGGCGCCUGCAGGAGCUCAACGCCCGCCGGCGGGAGGAGAAGCUGCAGCUGGACCAGGAGCGUCUGGACAGACUGCUCUACGUGCAGGAACUUCUAGAGGAUGGCCAGAUGGAUCAGUUUCACAAAGCUCUGGUGGAACUGAACAUGGACUCCCCGGAAGAGCUGCAGUCCUACAUCCAGAAGCUCAGCUCGGCGGUGGAGCAGGCAAAGCAGAAAAUCCUCCAAGCAGAAGUCACCCUCGAGGUGGAUGUGGUGGACAGCAAGCCAGAGACCCCUGACCUGGAGCAGCUAGAGCCGUCUCUGGAAGAUGUAGAAAGCAUCAAUGAUUUUGAACCCUUGUUUUCAGAGGAAACCCCUGAAGUGGAGAAGCCAGUCACCACUGUCCAGCCCGUGUUUAACUUGGCAGCCUAUCAUCAGCUGUUUGUCGGGACAGAAAGAAUUCGAGCUCCGGAAAUUAUCUUCCAGCCAUCCCUCAUAGGGGAGGAGCAGGCUGGAAUAGCAGAGACCCUUCAGUACAUCCUGGCCAGGUACUCAAAGGACGUUCAGGACCUGCUAGUUCAGAAUGUUUUCCUCACCGGUGGAAACAUGAUGUACCCUGGGAUGAAAGGUAGAAUCGAGAAGGAGCUGUUGGAGAUGAGGCCCUUCCAGUCUGCUUUUAAGGUUCAGCUCGCUUCCAACCCUGUGCUGGACGCCUGGUAUGGUGCUCGGGACUGGGCCUUGGACCACCUGGAUGAUGACGAAGUCUGGAUCACCAGGAAAGAGUAUGAAGAGAAGGGAGGGGAAUACCUCAAGGAGCACUGUGCAUCCAACAUCUACGUCCCCAUCCGCCUGCCCAAGCAGGCCUCACGCUUCUCAGACGCGCAGGCCCCCAGCAGAGGCUCGGGGGCCAGUGGAGGCAGUGCUGGUGAGCAGGCCUAGGGGGCGCCCUCUGGGACCUGGGACCGCGGUGGCCAGUGUGAGGGAC